This is a messenger RNA of Cygnus atratus (black swan), 1840 nucleotides long. RefSeq names its product carbonyl reductase 1 (gene CBR1). Gene Ontology annotation, molecular function: carbonyl reductase (NADPH) activity. The record is from RefSeq and is a predicted model, not a curated record. The transcript is spliced from 4 exons. Lineage: Eukaryota; Metazoa; Chordata; Aves; Anseriformes; Anatidae. The coding region runs from base 31 to 993 and encodes 320 amino acids.
CGCGGGAGGCGGGGCCCCGGCCGCCAUCUUAUGUACGUGCGCCUGCCCCUUGGGAGCGCGGUUAGCGGUGGGCGGUCGAGUCAACCUCCCGCAGCGCGGCGUCCAGGGGCAGGCACGCGGAGCCAGAGUUACUGUCGCUUUAGCGUACGUUCAGAGAGGACAAUGUCCAGCGUGCCCGUGGCUGUGGUGACCGGCUCCAACAAAGGGAUCGGCUUCGCAAUUGUGCGGGCUAUGUGCAAGCAGUUUCCAGGGGAUGUGUACCUCACAGCCCGGGACCCCGGACGUGGCCAGGAAGCAGUGGCAAAGCUCCAGGAGGAAGGGCUACAUCCUCUCUUCCACCAGCUGGAUAUCGAUGAUCUGCAGAGUAUCAGAGCUCUGCGGGACUUCCUGAAGGAGAAAUAUGGAGGUCUGAAUGUGUUGGUUAACAAUGCAGCGAUAGCUUUCAAAGUUCAUGACCAAACUCCAUUUGCAGUCCAAGCAGAGGUUACCCUGAAGACAAACUUUUUUGGAACCAGGAAUAUUUGCACAGAAUUGUUGCCUAUUAUGAAGCCUUAUGGUAGAGUAGUGAAUGUCUCUAGUAUGGCAAGUAGCUCAGCUCUGGGAAGCUGCAGCCAAGAACUACAGAAGAAGUUUCGCAGCAACACAAUCACUGAGGAAGAACUGGUGGAGCUCAUGACAAAAUUUGUGGAAGAUACCAAGAAAAAUGUGCAUGAGAAAGAGGGGUGGCCAAAUGCUGCAUAUGGGGUGUCCAAAAUUGGUGUCACGGUCUUGUCCAGAAUUCAAGCCCGGAUGUUAAAUGAGAAAAGAAAAGGUGACCACAUCCUUCUCAAUGCCUGCUGUCCUGGGUGGGUGAGAACAGACAUGGCAGGUCCUAAGGCCCCUAAAUCACCAGAGGAAGGGGCUGAGACCCCAGUUUACUUAGCCCUUUUGCCUUCUGAUGCUGAUGGUCCUCAUGGCCAGUUUGUUAGUGAGAAAACUGUUCAGACCUGGUGAUCUUACGGUUUGUGGACCCUUGCAAGUGGUAAUAUGGCUGUGGAUCAGCCUGUGUUUUGGUAGUGACACCCAGAGUCGUCUCAUCCUUUCCACAGCAGCAUGAGGGUCCUUUGUCAUUACGGUGGGGGUUACAUUUCCAGUGUUUCUCCAACACUGUGUUUAUGGUAGGAUGCUUCCCAGCAGUGUCCAUUCUGCUCACAGCACUGACUGGGCAGCCUGACAUCUGAUUUGUGGGGUCUUCCAGCCCAGAUCACAUAAGGGCAGCACCACGUUAACCUAUGUUGAGGUGCCUGACCUUGUUUACCAGAAUUUAGUCUCCGUUAAAUCAUUGAAAUCAUUGCCAGCCCUUCACUUCUCAUACUACCCCUGAGACAGCCUAUGGAUCUCUGGCUUGGGGGUCAGAUGAGGAGACAAAUGCCUUAUGCUUUCUUAGUGCAACAGAUCUUUCUUGAGGACCAUAGGUGCUUCUUGAGUUUGUAUGUGGUUUCUUAAAGGAGAGGAUUUUUUUUUUUUCCUCAGAGCUACAAUCUAACCAGUUUUUUGGGGGAAGCUAAUCAGACUCAAACAGAAUAGCUGUUGUAUAAAAAUUCCUUGUCAUUACAAAAUGGAGUUAGGUGAAAAUAAAAAUAGCACUGAUAUACUAUUAAUAGGAAAGCUUAUCCAGUGGGCUUUAUUAAUGUGUACAUCAAUAAAUGAUUACUUCUGGACUUCUAUUAUUGUGAUACUAAAAUAGAUGUUUGUUGAAAAAUACACUUUAAUUUUUUGCAUCCAGACCUGUAGCUGGAAUGUGUGAUGUUUGGAAUAUAUUAAGAGUAAAUAAACUACAGAACUGAUAAUAGCAAACUUC